UGCUGUCACGCCCAGCCGCCAACGGCCCUCGGAGCUGAACCUGCGAGUCCCUGCAAGUCCCAUCUCGCGGACUGGGUCCGGUCCUAUCAGGGGAUUUUGUAUUCUUCUUUUCUUCAACAGGCAGCUCCAAGGCGACAUGCUUUUCACAGCAUUUAAACCCGCUGCGCCCACUUUCUUUGGCGUUCCUCCUCAGCACUGACAGCCAGGACGCCUCUCAAGCUGCAGCUCACAUGCAAGUCUCGCCAACCACCGCCUGUCAGUUGUCCGCCAAGAGCCACUAGCACCACCGCCGUCACCAGUCGGUCAACCUUUGUCUUUGCUUGCCUUUAUUUGUUCGGACUUUUCGCCUGCUUCGAAUCCCCGCCCCAGUUCUGUCUGGUCUUCCUUCUCCUUCUUUUCCUCCAAUUGAUAGCCCGACUGCUUGUGAGCUUCAUUUGCACCCCCGUCGUCCGUUCUGGCCCACGAUGGCUGCCUCCAAUCUCCCAGAAAUUCCCGUCCCCCAUGCCGAACUGGCGGCUUACGUUGCGGGGAAUCCCGGGACCCCGAUCACUGAGCUCCUGGAGCCGUACCGCGUCUUUGAGCAGGAGCUCCGAGGCUUGUAUGCCCAGGAGCCAGACCAUGAGGUCCUGCGGAACCCGCAUGUGAAUGUGCUGCCCCUGUUCGCCGCGUCCACGCCGGACAUCAAGGUUCGCGCCCGGGUACUUGAGAAAGAGUCUCAGGACGAGAAGGACCGCUACAUCAUGUCCCUCCCUGAUGAGCACCGACGUGCCGAUGGGUCUCCCGCCGUUGUGGAUUCCCUCAAGCGCUUCCAGGAGAACUUCAACAUAUUCAGCGAAUCCGCACUCGUCGACAUGGACUGGAACAACGUUGUCGUUUCCGGGUCGGCUGUUACGAGCUGUCUCCUGCCCGUUCCCAAGCAGUUUGCCCAGUCCAAGCGAGCGCUGCGCGAGUUCUAUCACGAGAAGUUCUGCCCCGCCUCUGAUGUCGACCUGUUCCUCUAUGGCCUCACCGAGGAGCAGGCGCUUGCCAAGAUUGCCGAGAUCGAGGGCAGCAUCAAAGACUCGAUCCUGACCGAGUGCACCACGGUCCGGACUAAAAAUGCAAUCACCAUAUGCAGCAGCUACCCCACCCGCCAUGUGCAAAUCGUACUUCGUAUCUACAAGUCUGUUUCGGAAAUACUCACUGGAUUCGACGUCGACUGCUCCGGGGCUGCUUACGAUGGCAAGCAGGUUUACUGCACCCCCAGAGCUCUGCAGUCGUUCGUAACGCAGAUCAACCACGUCGAUCUCUCGCGCCGUAGCCCCUCAUACGAGAACAGGCUGUCCAAGUACAGCCACAGGGGCUUCGAGGUGUACUGGCCAGGCCUUGACCGCUCGCGGAUCGACCCGACAAUCUUCGAGCGAAGCUUCCGCCGCACCCUCGGUCUGGCGCGCCUGCUGGUGCUCGAGCGCUUGCCUACCUCUUCCGCUCGGGAGCAGUAUCUCGACAAGCGCCGUGAGGAGAGGGGCCGGCCUGCAGUGAACCGUGGCUGGUCUAGCGGUCUCCAUGGCAAUAUCAAGGAGAGCCAUGAGGAUGAGGUUGCCGAAUGGGUGACUGAAGACGAAGUCUCCAACUACCACACUUUCACGAUACCAUACGGUCCCAAAUUUACCGCCAAGAGGAUCGAAAAGCUGUGCUACACCAGGGAUUUGCUUCUCAACGCUGAGUGGAAUCAACCUAAAGAACGUGAGGUAUACCUCCACCGUCACCCUGCCUUCUUCGGACGCUUCAUCGACGUCGCCGAAGACUGCUGUGGAUUCUGCCCGAAGGCUGUAACCGAGGAAGAGCUCGCCGUCGCCGAAGUAGAAGACAAGACGUACGUCUCGGGGAAGAUCUCGUUCAUCAAGGAUGACCCGGGCAGACAGGAAAUCGGAUCGUUCAACCCUUUGACCGACGACGACUGGACCGAGAUGGCAUAUGUGGGCAACACAGCUCGCUUGUGCCAGGCCAUCGUUGACGGUGAUGCAGAGCAUGUCCAGGACUGGCUUGCCCAGGAGGGAGCCGAUCCCAACAAGAGGGACCACACCGGCCGUUCUCCCCUGCACCUGGCCGCCAUGACCUCGACCCCCGAGAUUGUCCGGCUUCUGGUGGACAAAGGCGCACGCCUGGUUGCCCGCAUUGCUGACGGUCGGACUGCUCUUCACCUUGCCGCCGAACGGGGAAGCGUUGACAUCGUCAAGAUCCUCAUGGACAAGAGCAAUGAGAACGAAGCCGACGCAGAGGAAAAGAAGGAUCGUCAGCGCACUGCUCAGGGUACUGGAGCGAAUGCAACGGCUGAAGAAUCACAGAAGUCGGCAAAUUCGGAAGAGUCUCAGGGCGGGGGAAAAGAGAAAGAAGACGAAGGGGAGGAAGACGAAGAGGAAGAAGACGGCGAAUUCAUUGACGACGAGGACCUGUCCGACGAGGACGACGAGGGCCAGAGCAUGGCUACGGGUUCAUUCGUCAAGGUCAAGCGUGGAGAUUCCAAGCCAGGGACUCAAGACGUCAUCCCAGACGACGAGGGCGACGACUUUUACGAUGUCAACGUCAUCGCAUGGGAUACGCCGUGCUCGGCCCUCCACCUUGCCAUCAUCUCGGGCCACAUCGAUGUCGUGAGGCUGCUGUGUGAGGAGUAUGGGGCGGAUGUGCUCCUUCCUGUCAAGAUUCUCGGCUACGACUCUAAGCCAGUCGCUGCCCUGCUCACUCUCGUCUUGGCCCUUUCGCUGCCUGUUGACCAGGCUAAGAUCAUGACCAAGACACUCCUGGCCCUGGGGGCCACCUCCGCGCAGGCGGACCUAAAGCACAUGACGUGCUUCCACCGCUACGUCGCCAAUGGCGCCUCCGAGCUCGUCGAAGCCCUGUGGGAUCUUGAUCCAGUGAGGGCCAAGACCUCCAUCAAUCACCUAGCCUGGCCUGACCAUUGGAAGGCAGUCAGUCCUCUCCAGGCAGCAAUCCAGAACAACGACUCGCGCCUCGUGCUCAAGCUUCUCGACGCGGGCGCCGUCCCCGAUAUUGACUUUGAGACGUGGUUGAAGUCGGCCAAACAUGCGAUUGAGAACCGGCUAGGCACUGUCGAGAGCAACACGGACACCUUCCGGACAUCACUAGACCAGCCUCUGAUCCUGGCGCUGGAAUCCGCGGACCCAACGAGCGCCAUCGCGCUGUUGGAGCGCGGCGCAGACGUCAACACACUCACCCAGAUGUCUUGGAAUAUCCUGAAAGGGGGGUGGUGGAGGAACUACAACACAGGCGAGACAGCACUGGAUGUUGUUCGCAGGCAGAUGGCUCUCGUCCGAAAAUACGAGGGCGAGAAGCCAUGCGGGACGGCACCCCAACCGCUGGCAGGUGUCGAAUCUGCCCUCGAAGGGCUUGUUCCAGACACCUGGAAGCACUGGGUUGUGGCGCGAGCCGCUGCCGAUGCCCAAGCCACGGCCGAAUCCCGCCUCAAGUGCUACAGGGAUGAUCUGAAGCGAAUCGAGGCGAAAAAGGGGCGACUGGAGAAGAAGGAGACCAUCACUGAGAUUGCAUAUGCGCUGGAGAACGCUGAGGCGAUCAUCUUGGAGCGAGGCGGAAAGACCUUUGACGAACUACAUCCGGGCAUGAACGACCAGAACCGGAACCAGUCGACCGAACGCGAUUCUGACCAAAGGCAAACACCAUUCGAGUUCAAGCACUCAUUCUACGGCGUCAAGGACAUGACACCGGCCCGUGAAGUGGCCUAUGUCGAGCUGUUCGAAGCAGCAUGGUCCGGGAACCUAGAGAGAAUCAAAGAGCUUACGCUCGCAUCCUGGGACGAAGAGAAGCGCGAGCCCCCUCUCAUGGUGUCCGUGGAGGACUCGCAACGGAAUAACCUCUUUGUCACCGCGGUACUUCGGGGACAUCGGGAAGUUGCCAAGGCUAUCCUCGAGAUUGCACACGCCCAGUAUGCUCCGGAAGAAGUCAAAACCACCCGGUUCACCAUGGACCGGCCAGAGGACGACUCUGACUGCAGCAGCAGUGACGAGUCUGUCGGCGAGCAUGAAGACAAGCCGAAGAUCUUUGCUCGGAUCGUGGAUGACAAGUUCACUGUCGACAACAUCGGGGAGAUAUCGAUGCAGGUCAAGAGCCGCACAAAACCGCUCACGAUGCUCCUGGCUCCGGCCGUGCUGAUUGUUGCCGAUCCAAGGCAAUCCAAAUUGACCACACUUUUCGAGCACGCAAUCAGCGAGAACGACCUCGCGUUGUUGCGAUUCCUUCUCGACACCGCCAUGUCCCUCCCCGUGGAAAAGGCCGAAGAUGAGGACGAGUCGGCUCACUUCUUCGACUUCCCGCGGGAUGCAUUCGAGCAAGCAAUCAAGUCUGGCCACGUCGAAAUGCUCGGGGAGAUCAUCAAGCGGACAGGUGCCGGCCUACCUCUGGAGGAGAUGGUCAAGCAGAGCGGCGUAAAGAUGGAUGUGAAGCCAAGGUACUACCAAGGCCUCAGCGUGUACGGCAAGAAAAGGAACGACUGGGCGACGGCAGGCCGUGCCGUUGUCAGAAGGAACACGGGCAUCACAACCUCUCCGCUCCUUCUCGCCGCCGCCCAAGGGUCCAUCGAGUCUGUCGAGUGGUUCCUCAGCGACGCGCCCCUCAGAAACUAUCUCGAGUUCCGCGGAACGAAGGCGGCCCGCGAGGAUGCUCGGCUUAAACACUUGAGCGCAACCGCGGGCGGCUUUGAAAAGGCGGUCACGGCAUGGCUGCAGAACCAAAACGAGCUUGUCCUCCACGCCGCCGUGCUGAAGGGCCGGAGACUCGACAGUGUGAAACCGUUAGUGGAGUAUCUGGUCAAGACGUUCCCGGCGGCCACGACGACUAGGUCGAGCAAUGGAUACACUCCGCUGCACAUUGCCUGCAGACUGGGUCGCACCGAUCUCGUCGAGCUCCUCAUGCCCCAUUCGGACCAGACUGCCAAGGACCAUGACUUCAACAAUAUCAUCCACCUGGCCCUUGCUGAGCGCCCUCGGGCGGCGCAGCUCCGGCCAAUGCUCGAGCUCAUGGACGCUGGCUUGCGCAAGCAGAUGUUCAAGGAGCGGAACAAGCUUGGCUCCGGAGGCCGCACGCCUCUGUACGAAUGGAUUCACGUCACCAUCAAUUCGCGCUGGCAGCCCUUCGGGUCAUACAGUGGCCGCGACGAGGUGCUGGAAGUCAUGAAGCUCCUGUUGGAGUACUCGGGCGGAGAGGAGCUCGACAUGCUGGACGGCGCUGGCAACACGGUGCUCCACACAAUGAUUGUCAGACAGGCACACCCGGACCUGAUCAAGAUCAUCCUGGACCUGGACGCCAAGCUUCUCCACCGCGAGAACGCCGUCGGGCGGACGCCGGCAGAAGUCGCGCGCGAUGAGUUUGUUUCGUCUCGCAUCUGCGAGCCCCGGAGCCGGCACAACAAGUCGGUAUCAGACAUGGUCAACGCAGACUCGGACACGUUUGUUGAUCCCAAGGGCGAGCGGAUCACGGGCGCCAUGUGGGGGCGCGCAGGCAGCGACGAGGAGCGCAAGGCCGAAAUCUACAACCUCUGCCGGGCCCAUGUUGACGACAGCAGCCCUUCGACAUGCAAGCGCCGGCUCGCCAGCCUCGGCGAGGCCAACGACGUGGCCCGGCGGCUGGGCGAGACGUACCAGCCACAGCGCUACUACGGCACCAAGCCCAAGGCGGACAACGCCGAGGACGACGCAUCGGAGGACGGAAAUAGGGGUGGCGAUGGAGCUCGUGGUGCAGCUUCGGACUAUGUUUCCCAGAACAUGUGCGACUUUGGCGAUGCGUGGUGGGAAAAGAAGGAGACCGAGGAGGAAUCUCUGUAGUCUUUCAUUCCGAAAGCAUAGAACAAGCAACUUGCUUAGUUAGCCAGCACGGCCGGCCAGAUGAGAACAGCACUUCCGACAGUGUUGGACUGCACUCUUGUCCCUCCAUCUUUAUCCUCACCGAAUGGAGUCAAGGCUUUUCUUUGGGGAAAUUGAAUAGUUCAAAGGAUUUGGUCUGCCACAAGCCGCUUGAGCAGUUUCAUUCUGGACAAGAUGCAACAAGGUAUGCCAGAGCAGGUACAUAGAUACAUAGGCAAAGGACGAGGACGAGCAACUAGAUAACAACGGAGAUGUAAUAAAAUAGGAAGAAAAAAGGAAUGAAAAACAGGAACAGUUUUUGGAUAUGCAAAGCCUAGCUAGUAGGUCAGCCAGCACAAAACGCCCAAAGCCCAUGAUAGAUAGUUAGACUUGGCCUCUUUCGGACCACAACCCCCUUCCUGCCCGGGUUAUACAAUAGUCAACAGAGAGGCCUGGAGCAACCGCCCG
Messenger RNA from Gaeumannomyces tritici R3-111a-1, 6320 nucleotides. Its product is annotated as ankyrin repeat protein. Bases 465 to 5834 code for a protein of 1789 amino acids. Gene Ontology annotation, molecular function: protein binding. The transcript has 3 exons. Lineage: Eukaryota; Fungi; Ascomycota; Sordariomycetes; Magnaporthales; Magnaporthaceae. The record is from RefSeq and is a predicted model, not a curated record.